GGAGAGGAUCAGAGGAGGCGAGGGGAGGGAGGGAGAGGUCGAGAGGAGAAGAAGCAACCAAACCAAGAACAAGAGAAGGUAAGAAGGCGAGUUAGGCUACCGGAGAGGAGGAGAGCCGGCGCACCAUGGAUCAACAGCAGCACCAGGAGCGGCCGUGGGAGGUGUACCGGGAGUGCAUGCGCAACCACGCGGCGAAGCUCGGGACAUACGCCUCCGACGGAUGCUGCGAGUACACCCCCGACGACGGCCAGCCCGCAGCGAUGCUCUGCGCCGCCUGCGGCUGCCACCGCAACUUCCACCGGAAGGCGUUCCUCGCCGACGCUGCGGCGGGAGCGCACGGCGGCGCGCACGGGGCAAUGCUGCCCUCUCCCGGCGCGUCCCCGGGCUACGGCAUGCACCACAUGGCGAUUGCUGCGGCCGGCAUGGGCGGUGACGCCGGCGCGCACGGCUCCGGGUCCGGGGGCAGGCGCCGGACGCGGACCAAGUUCACGGACGAGCAGAAGGAGCGCAUGGCGCGGUUGGCGGAGCGGCUCGGCUGGCGGAUGCCCAAGCGGGAGCCCGGCCGCGCGCUGGGGGACGACGAGGUGGGCCGCUUCUGCCGGGAGAUCGGGGUCACCAGGCAGGUCUUCAAGGUAUGGAUGCACAACCACAAGUCCGGUGGUGGCGGCAGCCAGGGCGAGGGCGCCAGCGCUGGCGCUGCCGGAGCCGCUCAGACGACGUCGUCGUCCACGACGCGUGGCGGCGGCGGCGGCGGCGUUGUUGGAGGAGGCGGGAGCAUGUCCACGGCGAUGAUGGGCGCCGACGUCGAGGACGACGAGGAGGUGAGGGGCAGCGAGAUGUGCAUGUAGGCUGUAGCCGCGCCCCGCGUUACGUACGUGGCAUGCGCGGCGGCAAUGGCACGGCACGGCAUUGCCUCGCCCUUGGCUGCGAUCGAGGAUUAACAUCUCCUUUUGCUGCUAAUUCCUUUGGGUCCUUUUGCUUCGAUGUGUUGAUGAUUGAUUGUUUAUGAUGAGAUAUUCAUUGUUAUCACGGCUAUGCUAAUUAAUGCUGUGUCAGUGUCA
This is a messenger RNA of Zea mays, 1061 nucleotides long. RefSeq names its product ZF-HD protein dimerisation region containing protein. Gene Ontology annotation, biological process: regulation of DNA-templated transcription; regulation of developmental process. NCBI's taxonomy places the organism in Eukaryota, Viridiplantae, Streptophyta, Magnoliopsida, Poales, Poaceae. The transcript has a single exon. Bases 126 to 848 code for a protein of 240 amino acids. Gene Ontology annotation, cellular component: nucleus. The record is from RefSeq and is marked validated. Gene Ontology annotation, molecular function: DNA-binding transcription factor activity; transcription cis-regulatory region binding.